Messenger RNA from Mucor velutinosus, 744 nucleotides. RefSeq lists its product as uncharacterized. Bases 1 to 744 code for a protein of 247 amino acids. The record is from RefSeq and is a predicted model, not a curated record. The transcript has a single exon. NCBI's taxonomy places the organism in Eukaryota, Fungi, Mucoromycota, Mucoromycetes, Mucorales, Mucoraceae.
AUGUUGCGUUUUUGCCCUGAAAAGGAGGUUCAGUCUGCAAAUUUUACCAAGAAGCACAAAGUUCACCAUCAUUCUGAGGAUUCUGAGGAUGUCACUCUGGCUCGUAAGAACACUGUGGAAUUGAUGGAGUAUAUUGAGAAGGAAAAAUUAGGCGUAGGUAAGGAGGUGGAGAAGGUAGAAGAAGAAGAACUCGACUAUCGUGUAGUCGAGGAUGAAUCUCUUCAGGGUGAAAGUGUUGACGAAUCUGAAAAUGAUGAGUCCACUGGUAACGAGGAUUUGGAUCUUCUGAGUGAAGAUAACCACCAGGUAAGUAUGAAUGAGGAUGAGGACAUGGAGGACGACAAGAUUGUGUUUGCUGGAGCUCCCAAGAAGCUGGAUACCGUGCGUGGUUCUGCCUACUCCAAGUAUGCGUCUGCUGAGGUGGCUGUGAAUAUGAACAUUGACUCGCCUGAGGAGAUGUUGAAUUUGACCAAGUUGAAGGAUCUUGCUCAGCGCAAAAGAAUGGAGUUCAAUGCAAACCUGAAAGGUACUACUGGUGCUGGUGUAAAAGGUGAUAACAAGCUGGGUAACUCUGGUGGUGCUUCUUCUGGUACUGGUGCUUCUUCUGGUACUGGUGCUAAGGGUAACAAGUCUGGUGUUGCUUCUGGUGUUGCUUCCGGUGGUGUUUCUGGUGUUGUCAAGAAUAGCAAGACUAAUGGCCGUGCGCCUGUCAAGACUAAGCAAGACGCCCGUAGGGCUCAAUGA